CUUCAACCACCUUCUAGGCCUCCUCGGACUAUCAAACGUCACUGAGUUGACGCAUGUGGGAUGGCAGAUACAAGUAUAACGUAUAUUGUAUAUAAGAGCGGUAACUCGAGGAAAGCGGUACCAGCUCAUCAUGUCUUCCCAUCUCCUCUGGUGUCUGCUCGGGAUCCACCUUCUUGGUACUGCCUUUGGCUCUCCAGUCGCUUCAGCAACCAACGAUUCAGUCCCAGCUUCCCAUCAUAAAGUCCUCAUCUUUGGUGGAGGUGUUUCAGGCGUCAUUGCGGCUCGAGCCUUACAUGAUAAAGGCAUCAGCGACUUUCUUAUCCUCGAAGCUCGCGACGAACUAGGUGGACGUCUCAUAAGUCACUCAUUUGGUGGUAAGGUCAUUGAAAACGGGCCAAACUGGAUCCAAGGAACUCAAACGGGCUCGGGCCCGGAGAAUCCGAUCUUGAAACUUGCAUUGAAGCACGGGCUCAAGACUCAGUUCAAUGACUACUUCGGGAGUAUCACAACGUAUGACCCUGACGGCUCUACGGAUUACAUCGACAUUUUCAACAAUGCUGUUGACAAGUAUACAAGUCUUGUGAACUCGGCAGGUGCACGAGUUGGUAAAUCACUAGUUGACUUGACCUCGCGAUCGGGUUAUUUGAUCAACCGAGCAAACGCACACACUCCACAGGAACAAGCUGCGGAAUACUACCAGUUCGAUUGGGAAUACGCGCAGACACCAGAACAAACAUCUUGGAUCGCAUCGUCAUGGGGGAACAAUUUCACCUAUGUACCAGAAGCGGGAGGUUUCUCCGAGGACAAUCUUCUCUCAAUUGAUCAACGAGGCUUCAAAUAUUUCUUACAGGCCGAAGGAGAUGAAUUCCUCGAGGCUCAGCAAAUUCGUUACAAUUCACGCGUCAAAAAUAUCGCGCACAGCGAUUCACAAGUCAGAGUCACUUUGGACGAUGGACAAACGUUCUCGGCAGAUUAUGCUAUCUGCACUUUCAGCCUCGGCGUUCUUCAGAAUGACGAUGUGAGAUUUGAACCUGAACUGCCGGAUUACAAACUGGAAGCUAUUAGCAGCAUGACCAUGGCUACGUAUACAAAGAUAUUUCUGCAGUUUCCAAAGAAAUUCUGGUUUGACACCGAGAUGGGGUUGUAUGCCGACUCUGAGCGAGGGCGCUAUCCUGUCUGGCAGAGCUUAGAUCAUGAAAACUUCUUCCCGGGUUCAGGCAUCAUAUUCGUUACGGUGACGGGCGACUAUUCCCAACGCAUUGAAAGGUUGCCUGAUUCGCAGGUGAAAGAGGAGGUAUUGGGGGUAAUGAGGCAAAUGUUUCCCAACAUCACUAUUCCGGAACCACUCGAUUUCUUCUUUCCACGAUGGUUUUCUGACCCUCUCUUUCGAGGGUCCUAUUCCAAUUGGCCGCCAUCAUUCUUCAGUGAACAUCACGACAACCUUCGCGCCAAUCUGGGAAGGCUUUACUUUUCUGGAGAAGCCAUGAGCCAGAAAUACUUUGGAUUUCUUCACGGUGCCUACGACGAGGGCCAAAAUAUCGGUACGUUAGUUGCUCAAUGCGUACAAGGAGGGUGUGUCUCGUUGAAGUCUGUCCAACUCGUGAGGAAUGCGCAUCCGUACGAAAUCUAG
Messenger RNA from Marasmius oreades (fairy-ring Marasmius), 1630 nucleotides. RefSeq lists its product as uncharacterized. Gene Ontology annotation, molecular function: oxidoreductase activity. NCBI's taxonomy places the organism in Eukaryota, Fungi, Basidiomycota, Agaricomycetes, Agaricales, Marasmiaceae. The coding region runs from base 131 to 1630 and encodes 499 amino acids. The record is from RefSeq and is a predicted model, not a curated record. The transcript is spliced from 9 exons.